Messenger RNA from Theileria equi strain WA, 572 nucleotides. Its product is annotated as chaperone protein DnaJ, putative. Gene Ontology annotation, cellular component: PAM complex, Tim23 associated import motor. NCBI's taxonomy places the organism in Eukaryota, Apicomplexa, Aconoidasida, Piroplasmida, Theileriidae. Bases 38 to 373 code for a protein of 111 amino acids. Gene Ontology annotation, biological process: protein import into mitochondrial matrix. The transcript has 3 exons. The record is from RefSeq and is a predicted model, not a curated record. Gene Ontology annotation, molecular function: ATPase activator activity.
GCAGUGGGAAUUUUCCACGAAUUUAGACUCAUAAAUAAUGACUUGGCCUCUGAUAGCCGCCGCAAUUGGCGGGGGGCUCUUGGCGUUUAGAUACGUCAACAAAAAGUUCCCAAACCUCCUAAAGCAGAACGCUUCCAUGCUUCCGGGCCAAAAUGGCGGUCCUUUCAAACUGAGCAGGCAGAAUCUACAGGGAUUUGAGCAGAAAAUGACACUAAACGAGGCAUAUAGCAUUUUAAACAUAUCGAGUACAUCCUCCAAGGACAAGAUUCGAGAGUCGUACAAGCAACUCAUGAUGAGAAACCAUCCAGAUAAUGGAGGUUCGACGUAUUUGGCAUCAAAAGUCAACGAAGCCAAGGACUUUUUGGUUAAAUAGAUCGUACGGCAAUCUCACUGAGAGCUGCCAAGUUUUAACUUGUAAAUAUCGGAGGCGUCCUUGCUCUUUUUCUUUUUCUGGGACGCCAAUACUCUUUCAGGUCUAGGACCAGAAACCACAGUAGUGAAGCCUUCCUCAUCUGUAAUACUUUGUUCUCUGAGCCUUUUGUUGAGCUCCAUUUUAAGAUCGUAGUUUAGCA